AUGCUGAGCCGUUGGGAGCGGGCGGCGCGAGGCUGGGCUCGGGCUCGGGCUCGGGCUCGGGCUCCGGCCCCCAUCCAGGCCCCGGGGGGUCCCGGGCCCCACUGUCGAGGGCUCGGCGCCCGGGGGCUGUGCGGCGCCGGGCGCAGCGUCAGGAUCGCCUGCGCCUCGGGCUUCUGGGGGGACACGGCCACCUCAGUUCCACAGUUGGUGUUUGAUGGGAACCUGGAUUUCCUGGUCUUUGAUUACCUGUCUGAGAUCACCAUGUCGCUGCUCACUGCAGCAAAAGCCAAAUCACCUGAUCAUGGCUAUGCACCUGAUUUUGUGCAGGUUGCGAUGGCCCCGUUUAUCAAAGAUAUUCACAAAAGAGGUAUCCGGGUGGUUAGCAAUGCCGGUGGUGUGAACCCACACGCGUGUGCUGCUGCUCUGCAGGAGGUAGUUAAGAAAGCAGACGUGGACUUGAAGAUUGCAGUUGUGACAGGAGAUGAUCUAAUGCCGCAGAGAGAUUUGCUGAAAGAAGCGGACACCAGAGACAUGGAGAGUGGACAACCUUUCCCUGCCAGCCUCCACAGCAUGAAUGCAUAUCUAGGGGCAGGGCCGAUCAGCAGAGCUCUCGAUCUGGGAGCUGAUAUUGUUGUGACCGGCCGAUGCGUGGACAGUGGUGUUGUUCUCGGGCCACUCAUCCAUACGUUUGGCUGGAAACAGAAUGAGUUUGACCUCCUGGCUGCUGGAAGCCUUGCCGGCCACCUGAUUGAAUGUGGAGCCCAGUGUACAGGGGGAAUAUUCACAGAUUGGCACAGAGUCCCUGACUGGGAUAACAUUGGCUUUCCUGUGGUUCAAUGUUCCUCUGAUGGAAGUUUCAUACUCACUAAGCCACCUAAAACUGGAGGCCUCGUGUCUUUUGGUACCGUAGCAGAGCAGCUGGUGUAUGAAAUAGGUGAUCCCCAGCGUUACCAAUUGCCUGAUGUCGUCUGCGAUUUCUCCCAGGUUACUAUCUCUGAAAUCCCAGACAUGGAAGACAGGGCAGUGCGGGUCCAGGGAGCAAAGGGAUCGCCUCCAUCUGACCACUACAAGGUUUGUGCUACUUACUUUGAUGGUUACAGAGCCACAGCCGUCUGCUCAGUGGGAGGGCCCCGAUCUGUGGAGAAAGGAAAACGGACUGCUGAGAGCAUUUUAAAACGGACUCGACGCAUGUUCAAGCAAUUUGGUUUGGGUGACUUUAAGUCGGUGAACGUAGAGGUUCUGGGAUCUGGUGAAACCUACGGGGGAGAGCGAGCAGUAAAGAGGGCAGAUGGUGGUCCCCAUGAGGCUGUUAUUUGGUUGGCGGUGCAGCAUAUGCAGAAGAAAGCCCUGGAGCUGUUCUCACGGGAAAUAGCACCUGCUGGCACAGGAAUGGCACCAGGUCUCACUGGAAUUGUUGGAGGAAGACCCAAAGUAUCUCCCAUUCUGAAGCCAUUCUUCUUCCUGUAUCCAAAAAAGGACAUCACGAUUGAUGUAUUUCUGAAUGGAAAGCUUAUGGAAACAUUUAAGGAGGACUGUGACAACCCUGCCUCAGCCUCUUCGGAGGGAGAUGUAGAACAACAAGAGGACGACCUUAAAGACCUACCCAUUGGUUCUAACUGGUACAGACUAGAAGAGCUGGCUUAUGCUCGAAGUGGUGACAAAGGGAAUUCUGCCAAUAUUGGCAUCAUCGCUCGACAUCCCUUGUAUUAUCCAUACCUGAAGAAAAUCUUGACUGCUAAGACUGUGGAGGAAUAUUUUCAGCAUCUUAUAGAGAAAGAAAAUCCUGACUUCCAGAUGGUAACCAGAUUUGAGCUUCCAGGAAUCCACGGCUUAAAUUUUGUUCUCAAGAAUUCUCUGGGAGGUGGGGGUGUUGCAUCUUUGAGAAGCGACCCGCAGGGCAAAGCAUAUGCGCAGAUGCUUUUGGAUUUCCGGGUGAGGGACGUGCCGGAUCUCAAGACUCUGAUAGAUUAAAGAGUCGCUGUGCCAUGUGUUUGCAGACAGGCUCCGUCAGCACUGACCGCUCCAUCGCCAGGCUCUUAAGAGGAUUCCAGCUUUGGGAAGAGAGNAAAAAAAAUUGUACACAAACCAAUGUCUGUCAUUGCUUCCGCACAUGGGGAAAAUACUACGUGACUUUGGAAGAAUUGCAAAAUAUUGCCUUUAAAUCUGCUGCUGACUUUAUUUGUUUUAAAAAAGUACUAAAAGUGGCUGUUAACUGCUAUUGUAUAUGUGAAAUAUAAACUAAGUUUCUAGUGAAUCAUAGUAAUUAACCAGAAAAUGCAUUAGCAAUAAAUUUAUAUCUGAUUUACCCUCAUAGGGAGAGAUGGUCAGUUUGUGUAACAGACACUUGCUGAAAUCCCAGUGCAUUAAUUAAACUAUAGUACUACGUUCUCUUCAACAUGUUGGUAAAUGGUGAGAAAGGACUGAAUGUUUGUUUCUCUUUGCAUCGUGAGUCCUGUUUUAUUUUUAUGUUGACUAGUCCAGGAGUUCUCAUCUCUGAACAAAGAGGCAAGAGAUUUACUGCGUAAAAAUGUCAUGCUCUUUUAAGUUCUGACGAAAGGUCAUCGAUUGGAAACGUUAACUCACUUUCCUCUCUCCAUGGAUGCUGCCUGACUUCCUGAGUAUUCCCAGCAACUUUGUUUUUUAUUUUUAUUUCAGAUUUCUAGCAUCUGCAGUAUUUUGCCUUAUGCUCCUUACAAUUGCAUUUCUACCUAACAGGAGACCUCAUGUUAAUUCCGUCAAACAGUGCAAUCUCAGGCUUAAUUUUGAAUUGUUAAUUUCUCUGUAUGUUUCUCUAAUACCUCAAUCUGUUAAUCUACACCUUUUUAAAAAAACGAAUGAGUCUAUUGAGGGAAUGUUAUUACUGAAUGUUAUUAAUAUUCACUUUGUGAAAGGCAAGGUAUUUUUUUACUGGGUCCUGUAUAAGUCCCAACACUGUGUAAACAAGUGCCAUUCAUGUCACACACCCGUGCCUUCUAAUACGAUUGAAUCGACUUCUAGGCAUAUCAGGUCGGUGUCCUUUUAAUAAACACAAUUUGAUCAAGAAA
Messenger RNA from Callorhinchus milii (elephant shark), 3044 nucleotides. It is a transcript of the gene lratb.1, whose product is annotated as lecithin retinol acyltransferase b, tandem duplicate 1. Lineage: Eukaryota; Metazoa; Chordata; Chondrichthyes; Chimaeriformes; Callorhinchidae. The record is from RefSeq and is a predicted model, not a curated record. The transcript is spliced from 20 exons. The coding region runs from base 1 to 1971 and encodes 656 amino acids.